Molecule: messenger RNA, 2024 nt
Organism: Triplophysa dalaica
Lineage: Eukaryota; Metazoa; Chordata; Actinopteri; Cypriniformes; Nemacheilidae
Exons: 9
Coding region: 110-1687 (525 amino acids)
Biological process (GO): inflammatory response; cell-matrix adhesion
Source: RefSeq, a predicted model, not a curated record
UCUAGACAAUGAAAAAAACUUGUUCCUCUCUGCCGGUGCAGUGUACUUCCUGCGCUCUGCUGAACUCUGUUGUAUAGCACUUUGAGUUCAGACUGACAUCUUUAAAGAUAUGGAUUUAUCUAUCAUUGGGACAACUUAUAAACUUGUUUUUAUGGGCAUUAUACUGGGAACGUAUGGGGUGACUAUAAAUCAUGAUGUGUCAAAAACUGCUGUCGAGGGAGAAAACAUCAGUCUGCCUUGCACUGUGGAAGAGCUGGAUAUUAUCAACAACAAAAUUCACAUUAUCCAGAUGGAGUGGAUUAAACGGCACCAGGGGAUAGAUGAGAAGAUCGCAGUAUUUCAUCCCGAUUUCCCAACACAAUAUUUUAAAAACGAUUCUAUUGUGGAGGGAAGGAAGAGUUCAUCAGGAAAACUAAAGGGGACUGUCUUGAACCUGUUUAAAGUGACAGUGAACGACAGUGGCAACUAUAUUUGUGAAAUGACCUCUUAUCCUCAUGGCUCGAUUAGAAAUGUCACAAAGGUGACCAUCACAGAGCCGAGAGUAUCACUGAAGAUGAUUUCUCCAUAUGGGUUUGUUAAAGAGGGAGAUGAAGUGAAAAUAAGAUGUUCUACUAGACGUCCGCCACUCCGUUUUGAUCUUAGAAGGUCAAAGAUUGAAUCAGUUUUGCUGGAGAGCUUGACCGGAGAGUUCAUUUUACCAAACGUCACCAGAAACAACAGUGAUCUAUAUGUGUGUUUCCCUGUAUGGGAAUCAUCGGGCCAACAUCAGCAAGGUUUUAACUCCAGCUUGGAACUGACUGUGAACUUUCUUGACAAAGCUGAGUGUAACACAAGCAGUCCUUUGAGAGUCACGGUUGGUGAAGAUGUGGUGAUUUCUUGUAAGACAGAAGCUUCUCAGCCCUUGCUGUAUAAGUGGAUGAAGGGUAACACGACGGUCUCCUCCUCUGACACUCUGUCUCUGAGUUCGGUGACUUCAAAUCAAUCAGGAAUAUACAAACUGACAGCUGCCUUUUACAACAACCAACUCUGGACAGACACUGAGUUUUCCAUCCAUGUUCUUCCAGAGAUGAGCAAAGGGUUUACAACCGAAACAACAUCUUCAGUGAGAAGCUUCAGCACUUUGAAUCCGAUUUUCAGUCAAACCACCGAACCCCACAGAAUCUUUACUUCUGUUGAGACCAGUUCAGUACCGACCACCAUGACAACAUCAGAAUCCAGUCAUUUUCUCACGAGCACAGCACAACCAAAUGCUACUAUGACAGCUGAACACAGACUCACCAGUGGCAAUAGUCUUCUAAACAACAGCACUCCUGCGCCCCCUGCUGGCAAUGCAUCUACAUUACAUCCAUAUUUUGUAAACCCUAGUAACACCUCUCUUAGUUUCAAUCUGAGCACAACUGCAACUUCAAAGACCGGAAGCAAACUUAGUACCUUUGUAGUAACAAGUAAAGGCACCAUUAUCUAUACCACUGACACCACUGUGACAAUUGAAAAAGUCUCAAACAGAGCAACAUAUAUUGUUAUCCCAAUACUGUUGCUGUUGCUGAUUUUAAUUGUGCUCCUGUACAGAAGACACCUCGCCCAGAAAAAAAUGAAUAUGCCACCUUCAUUCAAGCCUCCUCCUCCACCAAUGAAGUACACAUCAGUGAGGAACCAUGAUGUGCACAUGACUGAUAUUCUAGUGUGAAACAAUCAUGAAUUUUAGCGCCACCCACAGGCGAUGAGCGACAAUUACAGACUGUUUUAUACUGGAAGAUUUUAUGUUGGAUAUUUGAUUCAUGUAAUUUACUGGAAUUAUUUUCGUGGUCGUUUUUGUGGAAGUGUUUUUAGGUUGUACAUAAAACUGUUACAUUUUUUUAAUUGACUUUUCUACUUUUCUUUUGGUAUAAUUGUAAAUAAGUAAAUUUGCAAAUAAAUAAAUCACAAUUAUUUGUCAAACGUUGAAGAAAACUUGAGUAAAACUCUUAAAGAAUGUAAAACUAACUUUUUAUCUUUGUUUCGAUACAAAACUAACAUUUUAUUUA